Hordeum vulgare subsp. vulgare (domesticated barley) is the source of this 1524-nucleotide messenger RNA. RefSeq names its product protein BZR1 homolog 3-like. The transcript is spliced from 3 exons. NCBI's taxonomy places the organism in Eukaryota, Viridiplantae, Streptophyta, Magnoliopsida, Poales, Poaceae. The record is from RefSeq and is a predicted model, not a curated record. Gene Ontology annotation, molecular function: DNA-binding transcription factor activity. Bases 1 to 1236 code for a protein of 411 amino acids. Gene Ontology annotation, biological process: brassinosteroid mediated signaling pathway; DNA-templated transcription.
AUGCCGACCCUGCCCUCCAUCCCUCCGCCUGAACAGCGGACGACGUUCGACGGUUGGAGGGCAGAAAGAGCUGCGGCUGCGUCUCCACCAGUCCACCACCUCGCCAGCUCCUGCUCCGGACUCCGACGGGAAGAGAGGGAGAGGGAGAGGAGAGGGGGCGGCGGCGGCAUGGCGUCGAGGGUGCCGACGUGGAGGGAGCGGGAGAAGAACCGGCGGCGCGAGCAGCGGCGUCGCGCGGUCGCCGCCAACAUCUUCCACGGGCUGCGCGCCCACGGCGGCUACGCGCUCCCCAAGCACUGCGACAACAACGAGGUGCUCAAGGCGCUCUGCCACGAGGCCGGCUGGACCGUCGAGCCCGACGGCACCACCUACCGCAAGGGUGGCAAGCCUCCGGCAGCAGAAGGCGCCAACCCGAAGGUCCGGUCGGGCUCCCCAAUUAGCCCGUGCUCGUCGCACCCGGUGAGCCCGCGGGCCUCGUACAACCCGAGCGCAGGGUCGUCCACCUUCCCGAGCUCCGGCACGUCCUCACAUACCACGCUCGGCGGCGGCGGCGGCGGCAGCUACUGUGAGGGCGGCUCCCUCAUCCCUUGGCUCAAGAACCUCUCCUCCGGCACCGGGUUGGUGUCCUCUUCCAAGUUCCCCCGAUACUCGCCCCACUCGUACUACUUCAGCGGUGGCUCCAUCAGCGCGCCGGUGACCCCGCCGUCCGGCUCGCCGCGGGGCCUGACCCACCUCAACACGGGAUGGGGCGAGUACCCGAGUGUCCAGGUCCAGCCGCCGUGGGUCGGCGGCUACGAUUACGCCUCUCUGCCCAACUCCACGCCGUCGAGCCCCCGCGGCGGCCACGGGGUCGGGGCCGGCCCAGACCCGGCCUGGCUCUCCGGGUUCCAGAUAUCGUCGGCCGGCCCGUCUUCCCCGACCUACAGCCUCGUGGAUCCUUCCAACCCCUUCGGAGCCUUCAGGGAGAUGGCAGCGGCCACCGCGGGCUCUUCGAGAAUGCACACCCCGGGGCAGAGCGGGACGUGCUCGCCGGUGGCGCUGGCGGUCCACGGCGACGUCCAAAUGGGGGAGGAUGACUUCGCGUUCGGAAGCGGCGGGAGGCCGGUGCUGGUGAAUGCGUGGGAGGGGGAGCGCAUCCAUGAGGUGUGCGCCUCGGAUGAGCAUGAGCAUGAGCAUGAGCUGGAGCUCACCCUGGGGCUCGGGAGCUCCAAGACCCGCGCAGGCGCAGUGAACUGAAUCAUAUCAAUGGGGAGAAGAGAUCGACGGAAGCUACCAUGGGAGUUUCGUCAGAUUUCCUUUUUUGGCAGACUAUUUCCGUCCCGUCUACAGGAUCUGAGCUUCAGUUUUUCUACUAAAAACUAUCGACAGAUUUAGCCUCUCUUUUUUGCGAAUUCUCUUUCUGUUUCGCUUUAGAUUUUUUCUUAAGAUGUAAACCUGGCAAGGGAAGAGGGAACCUGCGAUGUCGUGAAAUUUGAUCAGACAGUUGGAUUAUUAUCAGAAUCAGAGAUAUAUGUCGAUCGAUUA